ACCGUGAGCCCUGAACUCAUCCAAAGAAGACGCUACUCACUAGUUAGCUGGUUAACGACUGCGUGAAGAUGCAACUGGCUCUAAGUAAAACGUUUGGUCAGAAGCCAGUGAAAUUUCAGUUAGAACAAGAUGGGGACUUUUACAUGGUUGGCUCGGAGGUUGGAAACUAUCUGCGAAUGUUCAGAGGCUCUCUGUAUAAAAGAUACCCGUCUCUAUGGAGGAGGCUCGCUUCAGUGGAGGAGAGGAAGAAAAUUGUAGCAUCAUCACACGCCACCAGUGUCACUCUGCUGAAGGCAUCAGAGUGUGAAGAGAUCUUUGAGGGUAACGAUGAGAAAUACAAGGCGGUGUCCAUCAGCACGGAGCCCCCAGCGUACCUCAGGGAGCAGAAAGCAAAGAGGAGCAGUCAGUGGGUCCCCACGCUGCCCAACAGCUCCCACCACCUUGAUGCUGUGCCUUGCUCCACCACCAUCAACCGCAACAGGAUGGGCCGUGACAAGAAGAGGACCUUCCCCCUGUGCUUCGAUGACCACGACCCUGCAGUGAUCCAUGAGAACGCAGCCCAGGUGGAGGCUCUGGUUCCCAUUCGUCUGGACAUGGAGAUUGACGGACAGAAGCUGAGAGACGCCUUCACGUGGAACAUGAACGAGAAACUGAUGACCCCGGAGAUGUUUGCAGAGAUUCUGUGUGAUGACCUGGACCUGAAUCCUCUGGCCUUUGUCCCCGCCAUCGCCUCAGCCAUCCGUCAGCAGAUUGAGUCUUACCCCACUGACAGCAUUCUGGAGGAGCAGGCCGACCAGAGAGUCAUCAUCAAGCUGAACAUCCACGUGGGGAACAUCUCUCUGGUGGACCAGUUUGAGUGGGACAUGUCAGAGAGGGAGAACUCCCCCGAGUCGUUCGCCUUGAAGCUGUGCUCGGAGCUGGGUCUGGGCGGAGAGUUUGUCACCACCAUUGCCUACAGUAUCCGUGGUCAGCUCAGCUGGCACCAGAGGACGUACGCCUUCAGUGAGAACCCACUCCCCACGGUAGAGAUUGCUAUCCGCAAUACAGGAGAUGCAGACCAGUGGUGCCCCCUGCUCGAGACCCUCACAGAUGCUGAAAUGGAGAAGAAGAUUCGAGACCAGGACAGAAACACAAGGCGUAUGAGGAGACUGGCCAACACUGCUCCGUCCUGGUAGAAGAGACAUGAAGCUGCACUAGUCGACGUGUCCUCUGGAGUCUCUUGUUAUUCUUAAUCAAGUAAAUACACAGAGAGUUACACACACAAACACACACACACACACACACACACACGCACAGGUCAUCAUGAAGCAUCUGGAUGUUCCUGUGAGCAUGAACACAGACGUGAUCAGUCUCCAUGAGCGUCUCACUGACUGAACACUGAACACACACAUCCAGGCAUUCCUCAUCUUCAUCAUCUUCAUCAUCAUCACCAUGUUUCACUCUGCCUGUAGGACGUCAGUCGACUCACAUCUGACCUUAUAUCGCUGGUGUUAUAAUGUCUAUUACUGUUAUACACACACACACCAGGUAACCUUCACACUACACAACAAAACAAGAACAAUGACUGAGCUCAGUGAUUCUAUAUGAAUGACUGUGUGAUGUGACACUGAUCUGGACAGUGUCUGUGAACCAUCACCAUGACAACACUGACAACUGAAGUUUGAAUUCUUCAGACUGACAGAGGUCUGUCAUCUCCUCUGUUCAUCACGGUCACAUGACUGAAUGAUGUGUGACUGAGCUUGUUUAGAUCCUGAUCUAAUGAACAUGUAGUGCUGCACCACUGGGUUUAUUAAUCAAUUAGUCGAUCGACAGAAAAAUGAUUGAAGUAGUGAAAAGGUGUUGUACUUUUUCUGGUCCCAGCUUCUCAGAUGAGACAACUCACUGUAAACCCAGUCUCUGUGGGUUUGUCAGACAGAACAAGACGUCACCAUGAGCUCUGAGAAGGUGUGACGUACGGCGGCCCAGAGAGCUCUACACACUGCAACUUAAGAAAACACAUGAAAUCAGACAAAACACAAACAACUUCAGAAAACAUCUUCAUCAAUUUGAAACACAUACUCACAACACAAGAGAAGUGUUUCCAGGGGACUAAAAGAAAGUUUUAAUGUCUUCUGGAAACACUUCUGUUGUCUGUGCUACUUGCAGCGUGUUUCUGUAUUUGGUUGUGUCGGUUGUAUUUGCAGGGGUUUUCUUAAAUUGCGGUGCGUUGAGCCUUUAGGGCCACCGUAGUGACAUGGCGUAUUUUUUCGCUCCUUUGAUAUUUUAUCAACACAAUUAAUGAAAAAAAAAAAAAGACGGAUGAAUCGAUAAUGACAAUACUUGUUAGUUGCAGGCCUCGUGUCCUGAUGGCACAGAUUCCACGUGGGUGGGUGUGAACAUUUCUGACUGGUGAUUGACAGCGGGAGGACCAAACAAAAACCAAAAACUCUCACACUGUCAGAAUCAUGUGAAAGAAACUGUGACCACAUGAAACGGUGAAGAGAAGAAAACAAGGAGACGAGAUGUGUUUAAAAACCUUUAUUUAGUCGGACGUGUUGGUUAAAAUGUUGGCUCCUUCCGGUCUCACCAGGUCUGUGUCAGGGUAGAAAAGGCUUUAAAUACAUCUCCUGUCUCAGCUCUGCUUCACUCACAUCAGUUUUCAUCUCCAGCACCAUCAGACUUCCACAUCUACCCUCCAACGUACUGGGGCUUUAAUAAAUGUUGUGAGCCACAUCAGCUGUUGGGCUGCGUCCUCGUCCUGUGGCUGAUGUUAGUGUUUGUGCCUGAGUGUAAAGACCAGUGUGCAUGUGUAAAUUCAAACAACACAGUGUCCAGACGGGUCUUCAGACCGUGAUCCAGAUCAGAUCAGAGCCGGUUUUGAUUUCAGCAUGUAGACUGUGUUCUGGUCUCUGAGUGAUUCAGAUCAGCUGUGUGCACCAGUGUUCAUCUGCAUGCUAAAACAUAGGUAGUUCAUACUGUCCCCUGUGCAUGAGGGACUAACUGUUCGCACUGUUACCUCUGUUUGCACUGUGCCUCACGUUGCAUCAGUGUCAGACUGGAGCCUCUGUUUUACUGAGUGCUAUUGGUUAAGGAGAGGGAGGGGGAGGGGAUGGGGGCGGGGGGGUUCGACAAGCUGAUAAGAACCAACAGUGUCUUUUAAGAUGAUGAUUUUCAACUUGAACAUACUCUGAAAACGAUGUUAACGUAUGUACUGUCGCUUCUUGUUCUCUUCUUUUGUAAAAUUGCUUUACCUUUAUAGUGGACUUGUUUUUUAUAUGAAAAUAACAAUAAAGAAAUAUAAAAAAA
This is a messenger RNA of Seriola aureovittata, 3285 nucleotides long. Its product is annotated as SWI/SNF-related matrix-associated actin-dependent regulator of chromatin subfamily B member 1-like. Lineage: Eukaryota; Metazoa; Chordata; Actinopteri; Carangiformes; Carangidae. Gene Ontology annotation, cellular component: nuclear chromosome; nucleus. The coding region runs from base 69 to 1175 and encodes 368 amino acids. The record is from RefSeq and is a predicted model, not a curated record. Gene Ontology annotation, biological process: chromatin remodeling; regulation of transcription by RNA polymerase II. The transcript has 9 exons. Gene Ontology annotation, molecular function: transcription coregulator activity.